AUGUUCACCGACUGGCUGGAUGCGGGGCCGCUGGACUACAGCAGCCUUGCAGGGGCCUUUGCUCCAUGGGCACGGGGCGCCGCGUCGGACGCCCAGGCUUCCGAUGAUCGAAGCCCAACAUCGGACAGCGACACAGACGGGUCGCCUGCACCUGAGGAGGCCGCCAAGAAGGCGGCUGCCCGGGCAGCGCCCGCAGAAGAGCCCGGGCAGGAGGUGCGCCAACGUCGCCGCCUUCUGCCCGAGUGGCUGAAGCGAACUACCCAGUCAGAGGGUGAGGAGGUAGCAGCCAACCCUGAGACUUGCACAGUCUCCACCGACGGUUCUGAGGUACACAUCAGCGGUCCUCUUAUCCGAGUCAAAGGAUGGUGGCGCAAGGGCCCGCGCUUUGACCAGCGCUUUGCAGAGAUUCGGACUGGCGAAAAGAACCAGAUCGAGCUGAUCUGGAGUCGCACGGAGAAGGGGCUGAAGAGGAUCCCUUUGCAGGGUGUCACCUUGGAGCCCUUCGCCCUGGACGGCCUUUUCGGCUUCCGGCUCCUUCCGCUUCCGCAGGACGGCGACCCGGUUGACCUGGCCACCAAGACCGCCUCUGAGCGGGACUUGUGGACAAAGGCCAUAGCCGUGGCCGCUGCCCAGCGCCCCUCGGACGGCAGUCCCGUGGCAGGCACACUCAAGGUGAGACUGCUGGAGGCCACCGUGCGCCAGGAGACGUCAUGGAGACGCCAGUCACUGGUCCCGAGCCCACCGCUCUUCUGUGUCGUUGCCUGCAGUGGCAUGGCUUCCCGCACGCUACCUCGGAGGCAGCUGGACGCUUCCGGGAGUUUCGCGGAGUCCUUGGAGUUCCCUCUCGAGGACGACGACCCGGAUGCCCUGAUCCAGGUGGAGGUCUGGAGCUCUGAUGGUCGCAGUCGCGGCGUUCUGCGUGGUCGGGUGGAUGUGCCACUCUAUUGCGCGGGGAGGAACUGCAUGAGAGAGCUGCAGCUUCCAGUGCGGGACUUGCACCGGCCGCGCGGCGAGGGCAGCCAGGUUGGCUCUGUGCGGCUGGAGGUGGGCUUCCACCAGAGCUUGGGGGCCCUGUUGCUGCCGCGGCCCAGCAAGCAGGCGACGACGGCCUGGCAGACGGUCGGUGGUGACAAGAGUAUCCGGGAGCAGUUCCGGGAGCUGGAAGCCUUCAUGCAGCAGUUCGAGGUGUUUUCGAGCCGCUUCGGGAACCACUGCUUCACCUCUCGCAGUCUCUCCAUGGAGUACCGUCGCAUCAUACAGUGGGACAGCCCGCUGCUGACGCUGCUCUGCCUCCUUGCGCUGACCAUCCAGAUCGGAUUCUUUCAUGAGUACAUCUUGCCUGUCGUGGUGCUGGUUGUCCUCGGGGUUGUGCUGUGGUGCCUUGGCUGCAGAGGCGACGUCUGA
Symbiodinium sp. CCMP2456 is the source of this 1404-nucleotide messenger RNA. Lineage: Eukaryota; Dinophyceae; Suessiales; Symbiodiniaceae. The record is from the annotation of a GenBank genome assembly.